CCUCAUCGAUCUGCGCACUUCUUCUUCUUCUUCCUCCGCUCUAUCGGAGAUCAGCAGCUACCAGGGUACUUCAGUUUGUCAUAGCAGGCAGGAUUGUCAUGUAUAAGCUCAGUGAGUGUAUGCACUCCUCUUCAGUUAGGACUUUCCUUUUGUCCCUGACUUAUUUGCAUCUUAAAACAGAUCUCAUUCUCCCUUACGUUAUGCGUCACUGCUUUACAUCGAUCUAUAAUGAACACCGGCCAAGAAUAUAUUCGCCAGUGAGUUUGGAGUCGUAUAGCUUCCAGUGGUUCCGAGCUGACAUUGAAGGAAGGAUGAACCUUCAUUAUUUCAUUGCAGAUAUGCCACCUGUGUAAAUUAAUUACAAUAAAACGCCGCAGUUUCAGUCUAGCUCGACGUGAUUAAAAUCGUGCAUGCAUAAUUUUGAGUCUCGUGGAUAAUAUUCAAUCAAAGAUGACCAUUUCAGAUAGGACUACGAAGAAGGUGCUGCAAAGAGUUUUUCUUGUGGCGUGUGCGAUUGGCCUAUCUCUUUACAUUAAAUCUUCUUCACCAGGCGGGUCCGGUCUCACAACACUUCAUGCCGGGCAACCGCCUCCUAAGGUUGCUGUCGCCAUUACCAUGAGAAACGCAGGAAUUAGAGCUAGAGACCAUGAGCAGAAACAAGGAACAGGUAAUUCACCGACUUUAAGUGUAACAAAACUCAAAAAUAGUGAUGAUGACAUUCCUGGACCGGGAUCAGAAGAUCAGAAAAAGGAGAAAGAUCAGGGAAGAGAAGAGGGAAAUGACGGAAAGGCGGAAGAGAAACCUACGAUCAUCCUGUCGAGUGGAUUGAACCUUAACAACAAGUCAACAACCCCACCAAAACUGGAGGUGAAUUACAACGUCCGGUUUCGGCAAGCACGACCCUUCAACUACUCGAGACUUUUCUCUUAUGAUGAUGAGGGAAAAUGUCAGGGCGUCGCCUGUAAAUGGCCCAAGAUGCCUGGUGCCACAAAAGAGCUUGUCAAAUGGGCACCCGAGAUCUUUGCGAAAGUUCCUCAGCACUUUCUUGACAACUUCAAGAAUCCAUGCUGGGUGCGGGACGGCGCGGAACUCAACUGCCUUCCGUAUUUCUACGUGAUUGGUAUGUUCAAGUGCGGAACAACCGACAUCUGGUCGAAGAUCGUUGACCAUCCCGAUGUCGUUGACGUUCCCAAAGAGCCCCACUGGUGGGGACCACGUCGCCAUGGCUUCAAAGGAACGCCCAUAAAUAAGGAUGAAGUGUUGAAAGCUCGUAAGAUAACAGGAGGUGUGGAUGACAGCUCUCUAGAAUUCUAUCUAAAUCUAUACAAGUCUACCGGAGUUCCGAAACUCAUCAAUACUACAGCUACAACGAGACAGGGGAUACCUUACCAUCCGAAAGUUUUUGGUGAUGCGUCGAUCUCAACAGCCUACGCCAUCGGUCAGGGUUGGACGAAGACUUACCCGAACGCUUCCGAGCCCUUGUUUACCAACGCCGAUCUCAUCCGAGCUGUACAACCCAAUGCCAAGAUUAUCCUCAUGGUUAGGGAUCCGACAGUAAGGGCGAACUCAUGGUAUUGGUAUAGCGGGCACCGCCGUAAUAACGACACUCAAUUUCACAAUUUCGUCGUAAAACAAAUCGGAUGUUUGAAGGACUGUAUAAAGAAACAUAACAUCAGGUACUGUGCAUAUGCAUCAACUUGCCCGUAUAAGCUGAUACCCGAACUCCAAGCGGGACUCUAUUACGUGUACGCUCGUGAUUGGAUGAACGCCUUCUCACGUGAUGGCGUACUCGUCAUCCGAUUAGAGGAUUGGCAAGCAGAUCCUCUUCGUGUUCACAGACAACUUUUCAAUUUCCUUGACUUGGAACAACUCAGUGAGAAAGAAGAGGAAAAAAUCCUUCAAGAAGCUCGAAAAAAUAAAAGUAUAAAUAAGCGUAAACUUUUGCCUCAAACGAAGAAAAUUUUGGACGAUUUCUACCGGCCUUAUAACAAGAAAAUGGUGCUAUUAAUGGGUGAUGACAAAUUCCUAUAUCCUUCAAAUUAAUCCAACACUCCCUCUUCCAUACAAAAGAAAUAUUCAUGUCGUAGUAUGUAGCCCAAUCUAGAGGGAUAAUUAGGGUAGACACAAAAGAUCAUCAUUGGCAAUUCAGAAAUAAAAUGUGUUAAUCAGGUAAUUCGUAAUCUGUUUUCCUAAUAUUGCACCAAAAUUAUGGAACACUUUACCAUUACAGUAGUUUUAACAUUGUAUAAUUAUGUCGUAGUUUUAAUAUUGUAUAAUUAUGUCAAAGUUUUAACAUCGUUCAUUUAUUUUGAUAUUGUGCAAAGCGCCUUGAGCUGUCUUUUAGAAUGGAUGUGUGUGCUUUAUAAGUUUACAUUAUUAGUAGUGUUAUUAUUAGGCGCUACACCAACUGCGCUCCAUAAUGGAUGUCGGGUUGGUAACGUUUAUUGCAUUACGAAAACUACAAAAUAAAAUCCCCCCCUGCAGAGAACAGACAAGUACUAAACCAUGAUAAGUAACCGAGCACAACCCGGUGUCUCGCAUUAUUUAAAAAUAUUAUCCUCUUUGAACUAAUUUUUCUGUGUCAGACAAAUUGUUUAUAUCUGCAUAUUUUCAUUUUCAGUUUCACCAUCAUCAUUAUCAUCAACACCAUCACCGUCAUCAACAUCAUCACCAUCACCUGUUUUUGCUUUAAUUUGUUAUCCCCCUUCCCUUUCCCCCGGGUUAUCACGCUAUCAAGCAAUCGCUUAUUGUAAUACAUUGUAAUAGCCCAUGCAACUUUCUUAAUGAAUAAUUAUUGGUAUUGUGUUAUCAGUUAAAUUUGUUUUAAUGUCAAACUUUAUGAUUAUUAUAUUGUAUAUAUACACAUUAAAACAAACUUUUAAUUUGUACAUGUUGUAUUGCUGAAAUGUAAUAUUAUUACAUGAAAUAAAAGCACAAGAACUUUAAAAAUGUUACAUUCAUGUUAGAUCGGCAAAUUUGAAUGAAAUUUAAAAUUGUAAAGUCGAAGAUGCGAUAUUGGGAACCUUUUGAUGUUUAUACUUAGUUAUGCAAAUGUAUGCACAUCUUUGCAAUAUGAUUGUUUAUUUAGGUAGGAAUAAUUCUUAAGAUGUAUAAAGUUAAGGCUCUGAACAAAGUGUUAGGAAAAUUACCCUUCCUUUUAUUUCUACAUUUUGCUGUGUUUACUUUCAGUUUACAUGACACGAAUACAGUUAACGGCACCAUUUCAAAUAGUGCAAUUUAUACCAAAUAUAUUGUGAAUAUUCACCCUUGAAUAUGAGUAUAAAUAUUACAAAUCCUUCCCACAAUUAUGUAAUAACUUAACGUUUUGAUAAUUUUAGGCUUCUGGUUGGCGUGUUUUUGUGAUUUUCAAAUUUCCUACAUGACAUUUCCAAAGAACUGUCCACUAAUGAUUUCACUGUGAAAAACAUCGCUCCAUAUCACGAGUCCUGUAUUCUGCAGUGCUCAGUGUAGUUCGGGUAGAAAUUUGUAUUUCACACAAGCAAGCCUGUACCUAAGUGAUGAUCAGUUGGACAGCACAACUCUAAUAACAACUCCUAACAGCAACAAAAUAAAAUGCAGAUGAAAACUAUUUCGCAGGCUGAAAGAAACGCAAAAAUGAUCAUGUAUUUGUAUGUUACUGUUUCAUUAUAAUUAUUCAUAUUGUUUUAUUACAUCUUGUGAAAUAGUAUGCUUUUGGAACCUUUUUUGUGUAUUUGUAUGCAAGAAAGCGUUUGGAACUUGUAAUGAACAUGAUGCAAUUUCAGGUGCAAUUUUUGGUUGAAACGCCUUGUCGAAUACUCUUUAUUUUUUGUUUAACCUUUUAUACAGCAAUACAGAUGUAUUAUGUGCAAGCCAACCAAUUUUGUUUUUAAUCAUGUCGACCACAACCUUUCGAAAACUGAUGAAACAUGGGACAUGCAUGGCCAGACACUAGUGUAGGGAAAUCCUCAAUUGUUAAUCAGUUAUAUGACAAAAUAACUUGUCUGUUGCCUUGCGAAAAAGUAUAUAUUUAGUUAGGCCUGGAUUGAGUGGCAAAAGAAUUAUUGUGUUCAAAGGAAAAAGCAUAUUGAUGACAGACAUUCCAAAUUCCCCAAUAACCAAUACGAUUGGAGAGUGAGUACUCGUUUUUGUUCUGCCUCAAAACUUACUCAAUAAAAAAGUAUUAAUAGCUGGCCCGGAUACUUCAGCCUCUCACGAAACGCAAGUAGGUGUCUCACGCCCAGGCCUAAGAUGUCUUUCCAUUUUCAUGUUGCUGCUCUUUGCACGCUAUUUUGUAUGAGCGGGUGGAGUAUCCGCCUAUAUAACUUCAAUCGUACAAAAACUACCUGUUGUCUUUCUUGGCAUGUUUGUUCCAAAGAACCUGCUACGUAUACAUUUGUAAAAGUGAUAUUGUAAACAACAAGUCUUUUCACUCUGGUUCUGAAGUUCUGAACACAACUUGUAAUCAUAAAGUUAUCCUAUUAAAGGUCAAUAAAGUCUACUUUUCUACCGA
This is a messenger RNA of Strongylocentrotus purpuratus (purple sea urchin), 4492 nucleotides long. RefSeq names its product carbohydrate sulfotransferase 15. Gene Ontology annotation, biological process: hexose biosynthetic process. The record is from RefSeq and is a predicted model, not a curated record. NCBI's taxonomy places the organism in Eukaryota, Metazoa, Echinodermata, Echinoidea, Camarodonta, Strongylocentrotidae. The transcript is spliced from 8 exons. Gene Ontology annotation, molecular function: N-acetylgalactosamine 4-sulfate 6-O-sulfotransferase activity. The coding region runs from base 451 to 2043 and encodes 530 amino acids.